This is a messenger RNA of Caenorhabditis sp. 36 PRJEB53466, 1703 nucleotides long. The record is from the annotation of a GenBank genome assembly. Lineage: Eukaryota; Metazoa; Nematoda; Chromadorea; Rhabditida; Rhabditidae.
AUGGUGGGAAUUGUGUCGAAGAAAAGCGUCACAUUCGUCGGACAAAAGCUAGCGGCGCACAUAGAUGAGCAGCUCUUUUCCAAGUACGGAUUCAAGGUGGAACAACUGAUGGAGCUCGCCGGUCUCGCUGCCGCGCAGGCCAUCGCCGCUCACUACCCGAAAAGUAAGAGAGAGAGAAAGAAAAAGAGGGGAGAAUGAUUUCCGGCUGUUUUCAGGCAAAGUGGCGGUGCUUUGUGGGCCAGGCAAUAACGGCGGCGAUGGAUUUGUGUGCGCACGCCAUCUUCAACAAUUUGUGAGUGACAUGCAAGAUCCGAAAUCAGAAGGGGACAAAUACAUUUUCAGGGCUUUACCCCACACAUCGUCUACCCGAAAGAGUCGAAAAACGAGCUGAUGAAAAGUCAGGUGGUUCAAUGCGAAACUUCCGAUAUCCCAGUGGCUUCUGCUCUUCCCACUGAUCUCAACUCAUUCCCUCUGAUCGUCGAUGCGCUCUUCGGCUUCUCCUUUCGUCCGCCCAUUCGCGAGCCGUUCACUCAGAUUAUAAAAACCGUCCGUGCCUCCGGAAUCCACGUCUUCUCAAUUGACAUUCCUUCUGGCUGGGACGUCGAGAAGGGCGCUCCGGAAGCAGAAACCGAAGGCGUGAUCACGCCGCAUGCCAUCAUCUCGCUCACUCUUCCAAAAUUGUGCAUGCAAAAUUGGACGGGUCCGCACUUUCUCGGUGGUCGCUUCAUUCCACGUCAGCUCGCAAAGGAUCUCGAGCUGCAGAUGCCAAUCUACCCCGGAUACGAACAAAUUGUCAAACUAGAGUCUGUUUUAUGAAAAAGCCUAAGACCAUAAUCGUUUUUACUGUUGAUUAGCAAUUCUAAUAAUCUAUUCUGAUCAAUUCCCAACGUGCUAUUAAUGCUAAUAAAUGCGUUUUUAACUGAAUAUGAGGGCUUCGAAAUUUGACUUUUACACGAAGUGUUCAGAAUGUUGGCCAUCACAACUUUUCUCCUCGUCAGUGCUUCUACCGUUUCUGCUGGAGAUGUCGUAGAGAUUUUCGGAAUUGCGAGAUGCCCUGACACUACAAAAUUCGUUAAAAAUCAACUGAUCCCAUUCUACAAGGACGCCGGAAACUUUCCUGAAGAUUUCAAGAUUGAUUUCCACGCCGUCCCAAUCGGCGGCUCCACUGUUAAUGGCUCUUUUGUGUAGGCCAUUUCUACAAGAACCGAAUUCCGAGAACAACUCACUUUUCAGCAACAAAUGCCUUCACGGACCAGUGGAGUGCGCGCUGAACAAGUUGCAAAUGUGUGCAAAGGAGUACAUAAAAAAGGACGCGCUGGUUACGAUUGGAUGUAUUCAGGGAAAGAAAACGUACGAGUUGGGAGCCAAAUGCAUUUCGGACGAUGAAAUCGGAAAGAAGUGAGUCAUUUUGAAACAAAGAUUAAAAAAUGAAGACAAAAGAAGAGGGUUUAGAAUCAUUGCUUGUGCUGAGUCAGAGGAGGGAGAAGUUAUUCUGAACGAUGAGAAUUCUUACCGCUACAGCGUUGCACCAACUUCGGCUUGGGUGAGAAUAAGACUAGUUAAAAGCCAACAACAAACAAUAAUUUCAGUUGCCAUGGAUUCAAAUCAACGGAAAUCGAGUUCAAGACGCCGAAUUUCACCUCAAGAACUACAUUUGUGCGCUCGAAUCGAUGAAAAACGAGGAUCAGUGCAAGAAGAACUGA